Messenger RNA from Funneliformis caledonium, 149 nucleotides. NCBI's taxonomy places the organism in Eukaryota, Fungi, Glomeromycota, Glomeromycetes, Glomerales, Glomeraceae. The record is from the annotation of a GenBank genome assembly.
CACCUCCACCGAUUAAUCAAGGAGCUGCUGCUGCACUUACAAAAGGGGUUGCUGUUCCCGCACUAGCGACACAAAUACCUACUGCUGCUACACAACCUAUACAAGUACAAAUUCCUUUUCAGAAUCCCAUAAUUAUUUGGUAUUUUUAG